AUGAAAAAUCGAUUGCCGGUUCUACUGGCGACGGCGUGGGUCACGGUACGCGGUUCGUCCGGCCGCACCGCCGUCGUCAGAGCGUUACUCGAUCAAGGCUCCGAGAUGACGUUCAUCUCGGAGAACUUGGCGCAAAUUUUGCGAGUCAAACGCAUUCGCAUGCCGAUCUCUAUUUCCGCCGUCGGCGGAGUUCACGCCGGGACAUUCCAACACGCCGCGAGCAUCUUCGUCUCUCCGCGCGCGUCUCUCGUCUCUGCGCUCGCGACCACCGCUCUCAUUCUCAAGUCGGUAAUUUCAUAUAUUCCGAAACGAAACACGGAUAUCUCGUCGCUCUCUUAUCUCUCCGAUUUACCACUCGCGGACACGGAUCCGACGAGUCGCGAUCCCAUAAGUAUCAUUAUUGGAGCAGAUCUCUAUAAUGAGAUCAUUCUCGAUGGCAUUCGCAAGGGAGAAAUCGGGCAGCCUGUCGCGCAGAAUUCCGUGUUCGGAUGGGUCAUCUCAGGACCCGUAAAUACGUCCCCGCAUAAUGAUUCAGCGGAAUUUCCUCGAAUCUCGACUCAUCAUAUCUGUACCCUCUCGCUCGAAGAGGAACUUCGCCGAUUCUGGGAGAUCGAGAAACUUCCGCGACAAGCCGUUCUCACGCCUCAAGAAAAAGAAUGCGAGGAGCAUUUUCGCUCGACUCAUUCUCGUAAUUCCGAGGGACGCUAUAUAGUGCGUCUCCCGUUCAAAAGGGGCCCUCCUAUCGAUAUCGGAAGUUCUGCAUGUCAGGCCGAAAAAUUGUUAAAGUCGCUAACUCGCCGACUUCGCGAUAAACCGGAAUUCGCGAAGGAAUACUCGGAUUUUCUUGACAAGUAUGAACGCCUUGGGCAUAUGCGACCCGCGUCGACGCUUCAAGAGGACGAACAAAGCGUCUAUCUUCCGCACCACGGGGUGAUUCGUGAAGAUAGCACGACCACGCGUCUCCGUGUCGUGAUCAACGCGUCUAGCGUCAUCUCAAACGGCACCUCUCUUAACGAUCAUCUGCAUGUCGGGCCGAAGAAGCAAACCGAUAUCUCGGCGAUAAUCGCGCGUUGGCGAAGAUACCGAUACGUCUAUUCGGCCGAUAUAGCAAAAAUGUAUCGCCAAAUUCUCGUUGAUCUUCGCGAU
Molecule: messenger RNA, 1146 nt
Organism: Temnothorax curvispinosus
Lineage: Eukaryota; Metazoa; Arthropoda; Insecta; Hymenoptera; Formicidae
Exons: 1
Biological process (GO): proteolysis
Molecular function (GO): aspartic-type endopeptidase activity
Source: RefSeq, a predicted model, not a curated record